ACGUGUUGAUAUGACGCAAGGAAAGUUACAUGGGAUGAAAAGCCAUGAUUUUCAUGUUUUCAUGGAAACUUUACUCCCCAUUGCAUUUAGUGGCUUGCCUACCCGAAUCUGGAAGCCUAUGACAGAAAUUAGUUUGUUCUUUAAAGACUUGUGUUCCAGCAUGUUGAGGGUAGGCAACCUGGAUCGGAUGCAUCAGAAUAUUCCUGUAAUAACAAGUAAGUUGGAGAAAAUUCUUCCACCGGAGUUCUUCGAUGUGAUGGAACAUCUUCCAAUUCACCUUGCGGAGGAAGCCCGACUCGGAGGCCCAGUUCAUUGUCGUUGGAUGUAUCCCUUCGAGAGAACUAUUAGCAAGUCUAAACGGGGUAUUAAGCAGAAACAUAGAGUUGAAGGCUCAAUUUGCGAAGCCUAUCUUGCUAAGGAAACAACUCAUUUCUGUUCUUACUACUUUGGGGAUGCUGUGCCAUGCUUGCGAAACAGACCCAAUCGACAUUUUGAAGGAGGUGAGAAUGAUGCUUUAGCGAAGCAGAUAUCAAUCUUCAAUCGACCGGGUUCGGGUUCAAAAAAACGUACAAGAGAAUUUAAUGAUAUGGAGUCUAAAUCUACAUCGAUACAUGUCUUGCUGAAUUGCCCGGAAGUUCAACGAUAUUAUGAAUACCUCAACGAGGACAUUCUUCGAGCCAUUUCGACAUGUAAGAGAUCUGAGGUAUAAACAUGAUUGUUUACUGGGUUUUUUUUUUGGUCAAAAGGAAUUUUCAGACUGCUUUAUUAUGCUUUUAUUGUAUUUUUCUAUGACUUUUUAUAAUGCUUUGAUUUGCUUGGGGGUAGGGGUAAGGUCUGCAUACA
Messenger RNA from Lycium barbarum (goji berry), 843 nucleotides. RefSeq lists its product as uncharacterized. NCBI's taxonomy places the organism in Eukaryota, Viridiplantae, Streptophyta, Magnoliopsida, Solanales, Solanaceae. The record is from RefSeq and is a predicted model, not a curated record. The transcript has 3 exons. The coding region runs from base 11 to 709 and encodes 232 amino acids.